AACUGGGCGAAUGAGCCGCAGAAGCCAAGAAAGAAAGAAAGAAAGAAACGCGACACAUCCUUUGCCUCCCAACCAUCCAUUUUGUGCCAUCAAGACCUGCCCCCGACUCCUCCAUCAUACCACCUCUCUGCUGUCUCUCCUGGGCUUGAUCUCUUCAAAGAGACCGUGCCUUGUCCUCUUGGUGUUUUCUUUUGCCUUUUUUGCCUCCCAUCUUGGCCUCGUCGCCAGCUUGCCCUUCUCCCUUCUUGAGCUCGUCAAUCUACUCGCUCUUCUACUCUACCCUCUCCUGGCACACUUGCCUUCUUCCUCCUUGCUUUUUUCCUGGCUUUCUCCUUAUUAUAAUCUCUCACAGUCAUGUCUGAAGUUCAAUUCAGGCCAUCCGGCUCGCGUGGUCGGGGGUCAGCUCGUGGUGGCAGAGGCGGUUACAGCUCGAGAGGCGGACGACCCAGCAAGUCCACCAAAGCAGACUCGGAAAAUAUGCCUGAACCAUCUUAUGAAGAUGAAGGAGAAAUUGGCCAACUGAAGAGAAAGCAUGCCAACAACCUUUCUACCAUAAAAGAGCUUUUUGCGGACUGGACCGAUGAGGAUCUUGUUUUUGCCCUAGAAGAUGCUGAUGGGGAUCUCGAGAUUGCGAUUGAGCGCAUCACUGAGGGUAAUGUUUCGCAGUGGGGUGAGGUCAAAAAGAAACACACCGAUCGAUCCCGCGCCAAGGCGAAAGACCCUCUCUCGCAGGCAGACUCUACAACAUCACCACCAAACCGUGGAGGCCGUGGCCGUGGAGGUUUUGACAUUCGCGGACGUGCUCGAGGUGACCGUGGCCGCGGAGGGCGUGGUGGUAGAGCCGGCGCACACGUAAAUGGGACUCGUACUGAAAAGCCUGCGAUACCAGUAACAGAAGAGCUGGAACCUGCUGCUGUGCCUACUGAGGCAUGGGGAAAACCGGAAGAGCCUGCAGCUGCAGACACUGUGGCUUCCAAAGAACCAGGUAUUACCGCUGUCGCGAACGAGCCCCAAGAACAAGCUCCACAAAAGAGUAGCCUGAUCCCGGAAGGUUCGAAGAAAGGCUGGGCAAGUUUGUUUUCUCAACCAGCUCCACUACCACCCCAGAAAAAAGCUCCUCCUCCGGCGGCCGCGCCGAAACCUGAAGAACCAUCCAACAUCAAGAAACCGUCCGAGCAACCUUCAGAAGUACCAGAAGUCGCCCCUCAAGCAACAGCUCCCCCAGCUGCGGAGCCGGUAGCCGCGCCUCCCGUACAACCAGCACAUGUUCCAGUGAUUCCAAAGGAUGAGUUGACUCAGACAAACCUUGAACGAGUUCCGGAUGUAUCGCACCCACAGGCUAGCACGACGCCAGCGAGCACAGUAGCAACAAGCACCCCCGAUCAAACCAGCAGUUCCGGUGUCAGUGCAUCGCAAACCAGACCAAUCUCAGGCUAUGCUGCUACUGCAUACAAAGCUACAGCUGGGCCUGGACGUGCGGCAACCUUGCAGCGCCGUGUUAUGGAACAGCAGGAGGCAGUCGUUAUGCCUGGAAACCAUGCCGUUGAUCGUGCUGCUGUCCAGUUCGGCAGCAUGGGGUUGAACGGGCCAGUCGAGGAUCUCGACAUUGAUGAAGAGAGAGAACAACCAGAGACUCGUCCUCAACCUCCGCAACACUCACCCGUUGCUCCCCGCGCAUCCCUCCCCCCUUCCACUCAAGCUCAGGCGCCAGCUCAGCCCCCAACAGACGCUAUUGCCCUUCCGCGCCCUGCUCCUGGCCUCCCUCCUGCCCCUUCAGCGACUGCUGCAGAUGCUUCAUUUAACGACUUUGGGCGAUAUACCGAAGCACAGAAGCCGUUCGACCCUUUCAGCCAACAAGCUGAUCAGUCGCAGCAACAAACGCAAGAACCCUUCUCCAACCAAACUCCCAUCCCAUCUCAACCCACCGUCACCACGGCUGCAGAUUAUUCCGCAAUUUAUGGAGGGGAUCAAACACGGAACCCUUACUAUUAUGGCUCGUACGGCCAGUCUCAGGACGGCGUUGCGACACAGCAAAGGGCUGGAAGCGGAUUUAAUGUCAGCGGUGCAGAUGUACAGCCUCAGGCCGCUGCCACUCAACCACCAAGCCGCUUCACCCACGUGGAAGCUCCCAGCAGUGGUCAAAAUACACCUAACCCCACGCUGCCUGGCCAAACUGCUCAGCCGACUCAACACGUCCCUCAGGGGCAGGGUGCCCACGGCGCCUACAACUACGGCUAUCCCUAUUACUCUAACCCCCAUUAUGCGAAUACAUACAUGAAUCAAAUGAACCAACAUCAGUAUGGAAGAAAUCGCCCUAUGUACGAUGACGCAAGAAGAUACGAAGAACACUACCUUCACAACAACCAAUUUAGUUAUGGUAACCAGUAUGCUGCUGCACCCUACGGUGGCAAGGGUGGAAUGUACGCGCAACCUCAACAUGGAUUCUCUUAUGAUCAUGCCUCUACGCCUGCUACAGCUGCUACAUUUAAUCAAGGUGUUCCUGGACGUGAAGCCGGAUAUGGCCGUGCUGGCUCCGCCCAGCCCUCAGAGGCCCAAAGCUCGGGCCACACGGCCUUUGGCGGCAUCCCAGACGUUUUUGGCCGGACACAAUCUGGAUUUGUCCAAAGCCAACCCAUUGCUCAGCAGCAGCCAGUGAGCGCAGAGGAAUCGGCAAAGGGAUUCGAAGCGCCCAAGGCCGGCGGACCAAGCCCUUCUUUGGCUCAAGCGAACCGUCCUGGCUCCGCAACCAACAGUGGUCCAGGUCAACCCCAGGCUGGUCAGACUGGCCUACCUCCUGCGCAGGGUCAACCAAACCAGCAGGGAUUCGGAGCGUAUCCUCUUAACCCACAAUACGGUGGACUAGGAAGCCUUGGAGCGCAUCACCAGGCUGGAGCCAAUGCAACCCAUCACCAAGCCAGCGGAUAUGGCAACUACGGAGCAGGGUUUAGCGGCAACUACUACGGGAAUACCGGUCGCGGUGGAGGAUGGGGCGGCAACUAUGGCCAUUAAGGCGCAAAACAUACUAAAUGAGCUAGGAAACGCUUGGCUGGGUGAAGCACGCCCCUGGGAUGCAGUGGUUCGUGAGGGUUCUCUCAGCCCUCCAUGUGUGCUCUCUUUCAUGCAUGGGAGCUUACUCUUUCGUUUUGUCCCGUAAUGACGUCUCCUUCCAGUAUCUUGAUUUUGUUAUUGAUUUAUUGAUUUAUUGAUUGUUUAGCACCAGGGUAUAUUAUUUUUGCGAAUGACCAUUGUCUCCCAAAAAAAUCGUUCUGAUACGUCCUCUUUAAGCUUUUAUAUUUUUUUUUAUUGGCUGUUCCUCUCCUAUCAUAUUCAUUUUUCAAUUUUCAAUUUUUUUUUGUUCCCUUUUUUCUUUUUGUUUGUUCCUCAUUUUCAUGUCAUAUCUCCGUCCUCCAAAUCCAAACAAACACAACAAACCUUUCUUGUACCAAUUAUAUUAGUUCUUCGUCUUCGGGAGACUGGACUGGCUUUUUUUUGUUAUUUUCAAAAGCUACAGCUUCAGUUGAUUAAAUGGAAUGACAUGACAGGCAUGCAGACAAAAAACAGAAAGUUUCUAUUUCUCUCGAUUCUCCCUUAGGCUUUCUUUUUCCUUUUUUCUCUUUCACCUUCUUUUCACCUUCUGUUGGAAACAUGAAAGUGAAAAAGAAUUUGGAAUUUGGGUUUGAUACUUCUUUCCUCUCAAAUGUUCGCUUCCUUGGCACUGGCCAUUUGGUGUUUUAUCCCACUGGGAGCUUGCUAUGUGACGGCAAAAAGAAGCGAUUUGAGUUGCGACGAGUCAACCAGAUAUACCUGUGCCUCAAUUAAAUUAGAAGUUAGCAGGAGCCUACGUCUCCCUGCGUCUUGCAAGGCGUCCCUCUCUUGAAUUCUUCCAACACAUAUGUAAUAAUAAGCUUUGGUGAACUGCUGCAAUGAAUGUAUGAAUGUCCUACAUGCAAAGUAUGCAGGUGCAGCGCGUAUCUAGCAGCUAUAUAUAGUAGCACAGAGCCGCCGCCCGGACUGCAGAUCAAUUUCCGAAAAGAGCUAGCAAAACGUUCCUGCUGGAUUUUUAACUACACCUCGCUUAAAAUCCAC
Molecule: messenger RNA, 4086 nt
Organism: Blastomyces gilchristii SLH14081
Lineage: Eukaryota; Fungi; Ascomycota; Eurotiomycetes; Onygenales; Ajellomycetaceae
Product: rnapii degradation factor def1
Exons: 2
Coding region: 355-3009 (884 amino acids)
Cellular component (GO): nucleus; cytoplasm
Molecular function (GO): ubiquitin binding
Source: RefSeq, a predicted model, not a curated record